AUGGCAAAUUUCGGAAGUGAAGGGCAGGACCAUGAAAUGCUGUUACCCCCUUCCUGCUCUCCAACAAUGCCCAACAUCCAAGAGGAGGGACACGAACCACAGGAGCAUCCCGCUGUAGCCCAGGGCAAAGACAUUGUCAUCCAUUUAACUUCUCCAGCGAGGUGUGGAGACUGGGAGAGUUCAGAAGGCAAGGGACUGAGCUGCUCGAUGUCUACGGAGGACAAUGGAAUAACCACGACAGAGGGGAAUGAAGGGACAGCAGAAGAAAGUGUUCGCAAUGGUGAGGAACACGUGAAUGUGCCGGCUUCAUCCCUCCCGUCUUCUCCUUCGAUUCCCGGAUUAUUAGGCGAAUUCCUUUUUCCAACCGUAACCUCCCCUCUGGCAUCCUCAGUGAACGCCUGUGGCUCUUCUGAAGUGAUGCCUUUGAUCAGCCUCGUCAAAUCCCUGUCCACGGAAAUCGAGUCCAAAGAGAUGUCUUCUCUGAGGCCGAAGCCUUUGCUGAACCUGGUCAAGUCCAUCUCCACCGAAAUUUCACGGCACGAGCCAGAGGUCACACAGUCAAAGUCGGACUCAAAGCUGAACCUGUAUCUCUGGCGGCAGUUAACCCAGCCCAAGGGGAGAAAUGGAGAUUCCAAGACCGCACCACCAUCGCCACUGCUUUCACCCACCGAAAGCAAGAUCAGUUUCUUCAAGGUGCCUGAAGUUGAAGCCAAGCUUGAAGACACCAAAAGAAAGUUCUCCGAGGCUAUCCAGGAGCCAUUGAACAUGCUAAGCAAGAUAAUUGGAGAUGAAAGUAGUGGAAGCCCCAAAUCUAAAGCAUCACAGUCAAACACCAGUGGCAUAGGCUCCGUCUGUAUCCCUAAUGCUGAAGACUGCAGCAAUGAUCCCUGUAGCAAGAAUAAAAGGCCUGGCUUUGAUAAGUUCAGAAUAGAGAUGCUUAAAUCCGAAAAGCGAGAGGCCGGUAGGCCACUUCAUGCCGAGGUGUCUUCCCGACAUGCGAAAGGAAAACAGAGGAAACAAUGUCUGCCCUUUCCACAGGGUUAUGGGGACACCAGUAGCCCGAGGUACGAGAUCUGUUCAGAUGGAGAUGUGCUCCAGGUCGUAGAAGCAGAGCCCAGUGAGGACAGUGUGUGGUGUGGACAUGAUGCCACGUGCCCCUACUCCAGUCGGGCCUUGACCCCACUCCAACCUUCUCAAAAAGUGCCAAGUAAAACUCUAAUGUGUUUUGUCACCCUGGCCUACGGCUACUUUGUAUUACCACUGCCAUCGUUCCUGUCUGGCCUCUGCAUCGGACUUGCCUGUGGAUUUAUGAUGGGCCUAGUCAUCAUUUCACUGCAGACACCAAGGCUUCCACAACCCAACCGUGUAAUCCUGCUGGGUAACGAACCUCCGCAGUCGGAGAACAUAGUUAGGGAACCCAAGGAUUCCGAGACUGUCAAGGGCUGGAUGAAUGAAAUCUAUAACUAUGAUCCUGAGACCUACCAUCCAUCACUGACCUUCUCAGUCUAUGUGACACUAGAGGGGACAGCACUGAGACUCUCCUACCCGAGGAGCAACAUCCCUCGGCGUGCAACCUUCAACGAAGGCAAGCAUGACAUGGUGUUCAUCAGCCAUCGCUCCUGCGACCUAGCAGACAGCAAGAUAUUUCUUGUCCCACCAGGCCUGGCAAAGAAAAGAAUGUGGAAUAAGAAGUACCCCAUCUGUAUUUUCCUCAGAGAGGCUGGACCCUACAAACACAAAUGUUCUGGAGACAGAGAGGUGAAGGCAGACGGGGACACUGAAGAGCAAAGGGAGAGGUCAGAAAGUGCACCAACAUCAGAGGGUCUCCUGAGACACUCUGCAGAAGGCGGGGAGAAUACACUCUUCCUCUUUGGAAGGACGGGAAGGGAAAAAGAAGAAUGGUUCCGAUAUUUCCUGUUGGCUUCCAGGAUGCAGUCAGAGGACAAGCAGAGCCUCAGCAGAGAUGGUGGAAAAGCUGAUAUCACCCAGAAUCCUGGCACCAGCCCUGUGGGGAGAUUGGCUUACAGCAAUGACAGCAGCGGAGGCAGUGCAGAAGAUCUCCCUUCCCUUUUCAAAACCAAAGACUUGGCAGGAAACAUCAGGCAAAAGAUUCAGCUGGACUAUAGCAGAUACAUGGCGAAGUUCACUGCCUCAGACAACAGCAGCCCUUGGCUAAGCCCUGAUCAUAGUACCACCAACAGUCCCACCAAGGGCCAGAAAGAAUUGCCUAGUUCAAACACCAACAAACAACAGCCCCAGGUGUCCUGGAUAAAUGCAUUGGUUGGGAGAAUCUUCUGGGACUUCCUACGGGAAAAGUACUGGGCCGAUCAAGUUGCUCGGAAAGUUCAGAAGAAGCUAAGCAAGAUCAGGCUGCCAUAUUUCAUGAAUGAGCUGACCCUUACAGAGUUGGACAUGGGGACAUUGCUACCUGUGGUCACCCACUCUUCAAGCCCAUCUGUCAACCAAAAAGGCCUAUGGGUGGAUCUGGAAAUUGGAUACCACGGGGCAUUGCAGAUGACACUGGAAACCAAAAUGAACCUGUGCAAGUUGGGGAAGGAGUCGAUGCCAGAGGGGGUCAGACUGACUGACAUGAGAACAGACCGGCAUAAUCCCCGGACAUUGGUGCUGGUGGACAGUGAUGAGGAAUCUUCAAGUGCUGGGUCUUCAGAUGAAGAGGACGUGCCUUCAGCAGAACCACAAGGUGUCGAGAAACUCGGUCCGCCUGGUGCAGAGGGGUUUGCAGCAGGGAGCAGCACCAGCAGAAAGAUCCUUCGCUUUGUGGAUAAGAUUGCCAAAUCGAAAUACUUUCAAAAAGCCACAGAGAAUGAAUUCAUCAAGAAGAAAAUAGAGGAGAUGUCGAACACUCCACUUCUCCUGACUGUUGAGGUUCAGGAGCUGGCAGGAGCGCUGGCUGUCAACAUUCCACCACCCCCUACCGAUCGUAUAUGGUACAGCUUCCGAACUCCACCCCGACUGGAAUUUAAGGUACGGCCCAAGCUGGGCGAGCGGGAAGUCACCUUCACACAUGUGACUGAGUGGAUUGAGAAGAAAUUACAGCAUGAAUUCCAGAAAGUCUUCGUGAUGCCAAACAUGGACGACAUCUAUAUUCCCAUCAUGCACUCUGGCCUUGAGAAACCAGAUCGGUCCAAGCAAACUCCAGAGGAACUCCCCACCAAAGUCUCCUUUGAUUCUACAGACAGGUUCUAA
Molecule: messenger RNA, 3207 nt
Organism: Hemiscyllium ocellatum (epaulette shark)
Lineage: Eukaryota; Metazoa; Chordata; Chondrichthyes; Orectolobiformes; Hemiscylliidae
Gene: tex2l
Product: testis expressed 2, like
Exons: 12
Coding region: 1-3207 (1068 amino acids)
Cellular component (GO): endoplasmic reticulum
Molecular function (GO): lipid binding
Source: RefSeq, a predicted model, not a curated record